This is a messenger RNA of Sitophilus oryzae (rice weevil), 2997 nucleotides long. It is a transcript of the gene stmA, whose product is annotated as protein EFR3 homolog cmp44E. Lineage: Eukaryota; Metazoa; Arthropoda; Insecta; Coleoptera; Curculionidae. Gene Ontology annotation, cellular component: plasma membrane. Gene Ontology annotation, biological process: protein localization to plasma membrane. The record is from RefSeq and is a predicted model, not a curated record. Bases 149 to 2536 code for a protein of 795 amino acids. The transcript has 15 exons.
GACGUCAUUGGUCAUUACAGGUUAGAGGUUAUUAAAUUAUCAAAUCACAACAAAUGGUUAUUGCUAGCUUAAUAUAAGUUGAAAAUUAUGUUAUAAGGAUCUAAAAGUACAUUUUUCUUGUUGUGUUUUCGUAAUAUAUCUAUAUAUAAUGUGUAACGGUUGUUGUGGAUAUUUUAGUGCCUUUAAGCCACGAUAUAAACGCUUAGUGGAUAAUAUCUUUCCAGUUAACCCUCAGGAUGGUCUCGUUAAGAGUAAUAUGGAAAAACUUACAUUUUAUUCUCUUAGUUCACCUGAAAAAUUGGACAGAAUUGGGGAAUAUCUAUACCAGAGAGCGGCUAGAGAUAGUUAUAGAAGAAGGAACGGUUUUGUGAUAAUUGCAAUGGAAGCUAUGGAUUUGCUAUUGGUAGCGUGUCAUGCCCAAACAUUGAAUUUAUUUGUGGAGAGCUUUUUAAAAAUGGUGCAAAGAUUAUUAGAAUCUACAGACCCAGAACUUCAAAUACUUGCAACUCAAUCGUUUGUUAAAUUUGCAAACAUAGAAGAAGAUACUCCAUCCUAUCACAGGCGUUACGAUUUCUUCGUAAGCAAGUUUUCAGCAAUGUGUCAUAGUGGAGAUAGCAAAGAAAUUCGUGAUAAAAUAAGAAUCGCCGGGAUUAAAGGUUUACAAGCUGUAGUGAGAAAAACAGUGUCGGAUGAUUUGGUUGAAAAUAUUUGGGAGCCUAUUCAUAUGGAUAAAAUUGUUCCCAGUCUCUUAUUCAACAUGCAGGAUUCAAGUUUUCAUAAAGAUCCACCGAAUAGUGAUACUGUCCCAGAAGAUACAAUAGAUCCACCUAUGUUAGCAGAAACAUGCAUGCGAGAAUUAGUUGGAAGGGCUUCAUUUGGUCAUAUUAGAGCAGUGUUGAAACCUGUAUUAAGGCACUUUGAUAAUCAUAAAUUAUGGGUACCUAACGAAUUUGCGAUACACACGUUUAGAAUUAUUAUGUUUUCGAUUCAGGCUCAGUAUUCAUAUACUGUAGUGGAAACUUUGAUGGCACAUUUAGAUGAAAAUGCGAAGUCCAGUCCAACUAUUCGUACAAGCAUCGCCGAAGUACUUUCUAAAAUUAUAGCUAUAGCUGCAGGUGAAAGUGUUGGACCUUCUGUCUUAGAAAUUAUUAACUCUUUAUUAAACCACCUAAGAGAUUCUGUGAGACAUGAAACUAGCCAGUCAGAGGAAAAACAAUAUCAGGAAGCUUUAAUCAAUGCUCUUGGUGAAUUUGCAAACCAUCUACCAGAUUACCAAAAAAUUGAAAUAAUGAUGUUUAUUAUGAGUAAAAUUCCGUUCCCGCUUGUUGAUAAUCAGACUCCUGCCGAUAAUAUGUUGCAAAGCAUUUUACUCAAGAGUUUACUAAAGGUCGGAACUAAAUACCAAACAAUACAUUUGAAUACUACAUUUCCAGUAUCAUUUUUGGAACCUCUUUUACGUAUGUCUUUAGCACCAGAUCCAGAGAUGAGACUAUUGGUACAGAAAAUAUUGCAUACUCUUGUUGAUAGACACAACAAUUUGGAUAAGUUAAAUAAGCCCGUCUUAUCCGUAUUGGACUUGGAUCUUAUUGUUGAAAAGUCUUCAAGACCUGAUUUAAUUUUUAUAAAUAAACAUGGACCUAUCAUAUAUGACGCGUUAUAUACAAGUCUACAAAUGGAAACAAAUACUCCAGACAAUAUUGAAGCUAUUUAUACAACGUUGGCAUUGUUAUGUGUUGAGCUAGCGAGUACAGAAACAGUUAUUGACAUUCUGCAGUUACUUCUUGGAAUUCAGAGUUUAUCUCUUAGCUCAACAACACUUUCAAAUGCCCAAAAAUUCAAUUUACACGCCCUGGUAAUAAGUUUGUUGGUUCUUAUCCCAGAUGUUAUUAGUAUACAGCCUUUAGCUGAUUAUGCACUUAAAUUAAUUGAAGCUAGAAGAGAAGAAGCUCCUCAUUUGUUACCUGAUAUGUUAUCUCAUUAUCCGUCAGAAUGUGAAUCUGCCAGCAAGUUACCUCACCUAUUAGUAGAUCAAAUGGCAAUUUGUGAUUACUUGAAGUCAUCUGGUAUAGAUUCAUCUAGAUUGUCCCAGACAUCGCCAUAUGGUGCUGGUGGUCCAGGAAUUAUUGUUGGAAGUCAGCGACAUAGUUGGAUGGAACCUAAUCCAAGAGGAAGUAUUAUUGAAAUUCCAUCUGCCCAUGAAGUUGACAGUGCAGCUAGUUCACCUGGUGUCACAAGGAAAAUGCCCGAAGAGGAACUAACUUUUGAAAGUAUGAAGAAAGUAUUAACUGAGCCACCAGAGAUCAGGAAGGAAGCAGAAGCAGAGAGGAGAAAACAAAUCAGUCAUACUUUUAGAACUGCUACUUUUUCAGAAUUGGUCAGGAGAACUCAACCUAAGCAUGACAUUCUACAAAAUAAACUGAACGAAAUCUUCAAGUCACUGAGUACGAGCGAUGGAAAUAUCAGUCCAUCAGGGGAUAUACAAAAAAGCGCUCAGCCAACAUAUGAACAAAACUUUCCAGAGUUGUUCUAUUACUAACUGUUAAAUUUAGAUAAACAUUUAAAUAGCUAGUUGCGAAGGUUACUUAUAUUAAUGUCGUGGUUUAACUCAUAUUAAUUUAUUUUAAAUUGACAAAAUAUUGAUAUUAGUGGAGUAGGUCUAUUAUUGUGACUAAUCAUUUUUUUAUUAACAUUUUCUUAUGUACAUUGUAUAAGGUCGUUUGGCUGUCGUUAUGUAUUAUUCAAAAAUUCUAAAAUAUUGUUAAAAUUUAGAACAUAUAAGUAGUAAAAGAAUUAUAGUUCUAAAUAAAUGUUAAAUAAUUAUUGUUCAAUAUUUAAACACCAGAAAGGGGAUUAGGAAUAAGUUUCUUCAUAUACUGUUUGCAUGUUAAAAUUUAUUUAACUACAUUUUGUGAAAAAAAUAAUAUUUUACAUGUACACUAAGCAAUUUCUUGUGAUAUUUAUAUAUUUUGUUUUGAUUAUAAUAUAUUCUGAAUGGAU